Messenger RNA from Cimex lectularius (bed bug), 2020 nucleotides. Its product is annotated as transmembrane protein 268. The transcript is spliced from 8 exons. The coding region runs from base 216 to 1397 and encodes 393 amino acids. The record is from RefSeq and is a predicted model, not a curated record. NCBI's taxonomy places the organism in Eukaryota, Metazoa, Arthropoda, Insecta, Hemiptera, Cimicidae.
CAACGGGCCACUGCCAGAGUGCCAAUCCCACUUGCCCGAGUUGCUGUGGUCCUGUAGUGGCGUUCGACGGUUGCUACCUUCGCGACGGCAAUGCGACUCUGAGCGAUCGCCCAUGCAGUCCGUCACCGAGUGGCUUUCCCUCUGAAGUCUGAACACCUUCAAAAGCUCAGCAUUCAAUCUAAAACGGCUUUUAAUCAACUUAACAAGUAUUAAUUAUGAAUCCUCAAGUAGAAGUUAAAACAGAAACGUCUCCGACGAAAAAAUGGGUCCAAUUCGAUGAAGAGUCUAAUAAAGAUACUAAGCAACUAAAUGGCUCAAGGCUUGAAACAGAAUCGACUGCAGCUGUCAUUCCGACGGAAUCAGUGGAAAUAACCGUGGACAGGAGUCUCAACAGGUCAUCCGUCGAACAUGACCAUGUCGUCGAUGUGGACCUUCAUGAACCGACCAACGGGUCUGCACCGUCGACAGGUGUCGUCAGGCAGGGUUUCUCAAAUGGUGAUAUUAUUGUUACUCUGUUGCCCGUGAAUACGAAUUUCCCUUGGAUCACACCGGCUCAAUUCAGGCCUGAACUCGUCCCCGAAGAACUAAUGGCUCAAGGAUUGACGCUGACUGUUGAGGACUACGUACAAAUAAUGGAGUUGUUAACAAACGACUAUCGAUUCACAAUGUACAACAUAUGCUACAAGCGUGUGCUUGUAGUCUGGAUAUUUUCUGCUUUUGCUGUCCUUCUCGGGCUCCUGUUCUCAGGUUUGACUGGGCUUAUUCUUUUUGGCCUUGGAGUACUUUGGUUAAUCUUUAAUGCUGCAGCAAUCUUCUUUUGUAUGUGGAUUAAAAUCAAGCUGAGUCAUAAUCUCGAGCGUUGUAUGGCAAAAGUAAACAAACAUUUGAUCCGUCAUAAAAUCAUUCUUGGCCUUGAUGAUAGAGGCAAGAUAUCUUGUCAUAAAGUGAAUCUUUGCUUUAUCUACUUCGAUGUGACUGAUUGUGUGAAAAAACUUCAAGAACUUAUUGAAAAGGAAGAGGCUGCAGGAAGAGUCGUAAACAGGGAGGAAAGCCAUGAAGACAAAAAGAAAAGACAACAAUUCAAGAACAGGAUGGACAUCGAGGACAGUGAUUACAUCAUUCAAGGAUCACAGACUACACGAGUAUCCAGGAAACAGGCUAAAGGCGAGCAAUUGCUUCUGCGUUAUUUGCAACGCUGGUGCAAGGACUACCUGAGGAGGAGGUUAGACUGGACGCUUGAUGAGGAUUUGGGGAACCCCUCCUGCCCGCUCCACCUGUCAACCGCGCUCUGUCCCUGCCAACACAUAUUUUUGCACCUGGCGAGCAAGCCGCCGAAAGAUCCCCGUGUUUUCUGCCCUUGUUGGUCGGAUUGGUUGCGAGAAAGAGGUGUCGGAUAGUCUUGUUUAACGUCUCUCAAUUUUAGGCAACAGAUUAGUCUAAAAGUUUACCUGAAAAGUAGAUUAAAAAAUAGGUGAAAAUGUUCUGUUUUAAAUAAGGAAAAAAGAAACUGUUUUCUUCUCUUUCCGAUAGAUACAGUUUCUAACUAAUUCACACAUACCAAUUCACAAUUGGAAAUAACAUAUUUAUGUGUGUGGAAAAUAUUUUUUGUUUUUGUUUUUCCUAAGUCUUACGUUUUAAGAAAAUUUUAUUGUUAAAUGUUUUAAAAACAAAAUAGUGUAAUUUUUGUGUAAAGCAAAUUACCAAUUAGAAUUUAUUUUUAUUACGCAUUUAUGGCAAACAAAGUUGGUUUGUUUAAUAAUGUAGACUGAAAGUUAAAUUGGAAAGUAUUUUAUAGAUGUCGCAUUUUACCCCUAGCAUGAAAAUCCUAUUAAACAACUCUAACCCUUAAUUUUUCUGGGCAAAAGAUUUUAUGCCAUAUUGGCUGAACAUUUGGGCCCUAUCAACUUAUUUACACCCUUGAAAAUAAUCAAAAUAUUUAUUCGAUUUGAAAUUUUUUGAAAAUGAUUUUCGCUUAUCACUUUAUUAUCAAAUGUAAUUUCAGUCCGUAUGUGCUUAGCAG